GCAGCCACCGAGAGGACAGACAGCAGCGAGAUCUUCAUCUGAUCGACUCGUACACCUCGACCGUGACUCCUGCGCUCGAGUCGCAUCCCUCUUUAUACACCGUCUGCCAGCUAGAUCCACCGUACAGUGCCGUUAUCGAGACCACAUGCCCCGCUUCUGCUGAAGAUAACCCGUGAAUUGUUCUCUCGUGGUCUCGAAAUACAUCGACACGAGUUUUGUGCCGCGCAAGUGCCGCGAGUUCAUUCAAGACAUUCGCCUGGAAGUUCUUUCCCGGAGGCCCGCACCAUGAUUGACCUCGUCGUAGAAGAACAACUGGAUGAGCUCGACCCCCUCCGGCACCUUCGCGACGACCCCGACCUCGACUCUGACCGCGCAGGCAUCGUGCCGGCCCAACCGCCGUCCAUCCUCGGCCAGACCAUCGGGCUCGUGUUCGCCGGCCCAUCUGCAGGGGAGGUCAACGGUGGUGAUGUCGCGAUUACGCUUUUGGUGGACGCGUCCCCGGGCUGCGGCGGGAUCGCUUGGCCCGCAGGAGAGGUGCUCUCGCGGUACAUCGCGCGCAGGGGCUCGCUCGAAGGUCGGACUGUGCUAGAACUCGGAAGCGGGACAGGUCUUGUAGGGCUCGUCGCGGGGAAGAUGGGUGCAAAGGUGUGGAUCACGGACCAGGCACCGCUUCUUCCCAUCAUGCAACGCAAUGUAGCCACGAAUGACCUCUCCUCGCGUGUGCAUGUCGCCGAGCUGGAUUGGUCUGGCAGGGGCUCACCGCUCCCACAGGACAUCCCCCGCCCCUCUCUAAUCCUCGCCGCUGACUGUGUCUACUUUGAGCCUGCAUUCCCGCUGCUCGUGCAAACUCUCGCCGAGCUCGUCCCGCGUGGCUCUCUGGCCGAUCUCAGCGACCAUAUAGAGGUGCUAUUCUGCUACAAGAAGCGGCGAAAGGCCGAUAAACGGUUCUUCACGCUGCUGAAGAGAGAGUUUACAUGGACUGAGGUACGUGUUCAGGUGACGGAUGACCCGGACCGGAAAGUAUACGCUCGCGAAGCAAUCUCGCUCCUGCGGCUCGCGCGGAAAUGCUGAACGACGUCGUCACGAACCUGGCAGUGUGCAGUAUACGGUGGGUCUGCUGUUGCGAGGCACUCGGAAGGGCGUUUGAACUUUGAGUUCGCCAGAGGCGGAACGUCGAAUGGGAAGUGAAGGGGCAUACAUAUACGUGUACGAUACGCGGUAUUUACUGACACAGGAAUAUAGACUACAGUGUGGCCGAGGAUACUAAGGACACGCACACGGGCCGUUGAUGCGCUG
Messenger RNA from Fomitopsis serialis, 1296 nucleotides. Its product is annotated as putative methyltransferase-domain-containing protein. Bases 286 to 1071 code for a protein of 261 amino acids. The record is from RefSeq and is a predicted model, not a curated record. The transcript is spliced from 6 exons. NCBI's taxonomy places the organism in Eukaryota, Fungi, Basidiomycota, Agaricomycetes, Polyporales, Fomitopsidaceae.